Molecule: messenger RNA, 1548 nt
Organism: Caenorhabditis remanei
Lineage: Eukaryota; Metazoa; Nematoda; Chromadorea; Rhabditida; Rhabditidae
Exons: 9
Coding region: 1-1548 (515 amino acids)
Molecular function (GO): iron ion binding; oxidoreductase activity, acting on paired donors, with incorporation or reduction of molecular oxygen; heme binding
Source: RefSeq, a predicted model, not a curated record
AUGCUCACUGCAGUUUUGCUUCUGCUAUUGACCUACUUUAUAUUGGCUCUGUUUCGAAAACGAGAUGAUAUUAUACAGUUUUUUCAUGUUCGAAAGGUUUGUUUGGAGGAAUUCAAGAAAUUAAAGGGACCACCAGCGGUGCCAAUAUUCGGAACAACAUGGUUUUUCAAAUCGGAUCCAGUUGAAAUGGUCCGAUUAGCUCAAUCAUGGUUCGUCGAAUAUACCUUAUCUCCUGAUAGCAAUGGUCUUAUGAAAUUCUGGAUGGGUCCAGUACCAGUCGUCGCAAUCAGUCGAGGGGAAGUCGCAAAAACGAUUUUUGAUAGUUCCACCAACAUCACCAAAUCUAGUCAAUAUGACAAGUUGAAGGAAUGGAUUGGAGAUGGACUCCUAAUCAGUACUGGCAACAAAUGGAGAUCUCGAAGGAAGAUGUUGACACAAACUUUUCAUUUUGCCGUUCUCAAAGAGUACCAAAAAGUGUUCGGUGCUCAGGGAAAAGUUCUGGUGGAUGUUCUCCAGUUAAGAGCAAAUAAUGUGUAUCCAUUUGAUAUAAUGCCUUACAUCAAGAGAUGUACACUGGAUAUCAUUUGUGAGACCGCAAUGGGUUCCUCCAUUUCCAGCCAACUUGGAUCUAAUGACAAGUAUGUGGAAUCAGUGAGACGGCUCAGUGAACUGGUUUGGAAUUUCGAGAAAGCUCCACUCUACUGGCUGAAACCUAUCUGGUAUCUAUCAGAGAAUGGAUUGGAAUUUGAUAGACAUGUCAAACUAACCACUGAUUUCACUAGAGAAGUCAUUGAAAAACGGAAGGAAGAACUGAAACAUCAGACAUCAGAAGAUCCAUCGAAGAAGUUAGCUUUUCUUGAUUAUCUUCUGAAAUCUCAAGCAGAGCACCCAGACAUUUUAACCGAUGAAGGAAUUCGAGAGGAAGUGGACACGUUUAUGUUCGAAGGACAUGAUACUACAUCUUCUGGAAUCACUUUCGCAAUUUGGUUUCUCGGACAAUAUCCAGAAUAUCAACAGAGAGUUCAAGAUGAAAUGGACGAGAUUUUCGGAGAUGACUUUGAACGUCAUCCGAAUUCAGAAGACAUUCAGAGAAUGGUUUUCUUGGAACAGUGUAUAAAAGAGACAUUGCGUGUGACACCGCCUGUCCCGUUUAUUUCAAGAAAACUGGAGGAAGAUGUAGUGAUACCACAUGCAACAAAAGGGUCAGUUUUUCUCCCAGCUGGAAUGAAUAUCAUAAUUAAUAUCAUUACAAUAAUGAAAGACGCAAGAUACUUCGAAAGGCCAUACGAAUUUUAUCCGGAACACUUUUCUCCAGAAAGAGUGAAUGCUCGUGAGGCUUUUGCUUUCAUACCAUUCUCGGCAGGACCACGAAAUUGUAUUGGUCAGAAGUUCGCUCUCCUCGAGGAAAAAGUUAUUCUUUCUUGGAUUUUCCGCAAUUUCACUGUCACUUCGAUGACAAAAUAUCCCGAUGAACUUCCUAUUCCAGAAUUAAUCUUGAAACCACAAUUUGGAACUCAGGUUUUGCUGAAAAAUAGAAGAAAACUUUGA